Molecule: messenger RNA, 4590 nt
Organism: Anopheles cruzii
Lineage: Eukaryota; Metazoa; Arthropoda; Insecta; Diptera; Culicidae
Product: fibrillin-2
Exons: 5
Molecular function (GO): calcium ion binding
Source: RefSeq, a predicted model, not a curated record
CAUCAUCACGGCGAAGAGACAACGGAACCUACGGUCCAAGAAGAAGACGACGCCGACGACGAUGAUGGUGACGAUGCCGGUAGUGAUCCUGAUGGCGCUAGUGAGGCAGAUGAAGAUGAGAGCGAAAGUUCGGUGGCCGAACCGGUUCCGGUUGAAGGGGCUGUGUCAGGUGAAACGCAGGCAGAGAUUAGCACCUCCACCAGCACCGAAUCAACGCCAAUCGACCGAGCGGAAACGAUAGAGCCCGAUACCGACCGGGACGACGGUAGAGAAGACGAGGAAGACGCGGAUUCCGAAGAACCCGAUUACGACGGGCAAGAUGGGGAUGGUGAAGGGCGGCCUACGAAGGUACACUCGGAGCCGCCAUUGUCGGGGACGGGUUGUGGCGAAGGACUGCGACUGCACCCAACGGCGGGCACUUGCGAAGAUAUCGACGAGUGCGUGGAACAGGAGCACGGAUGCGAUUAUUGUCAAAACGCGUACGCUGGCUAUCAAUGCACUUGCCCCGCCGGUUACGAGCUGGCCGAUGACGACCGGCGCUGCGUGGAUGUGGACGAAUGUAACUCCGGUGAAGGGGACGAUGGUGGUGGCGGUGGAUCGAUCUGUUCGCACGAGUGCCACAACACGAUCGGUUCGUACGAGUGCCGGUGUCCCGGGACGUUCCACCUGAACAACGAUCGGCGGACGUGUGUCCGGGAUUUCUGCCAGGAUCUGUACGAAGACCCGGAAAAGACGCGCUGUUCCCACGAGUGCGUCGACGAGGUGGAAGGCUUCCGGUGUCGGUGCCCCGCCGGGCUCACGCUGGACGUCGGGGACCAGAAGACGUGCCACAGUUUGGAUGGGUGCGACGAGAACCAACGGAAGCGCUGCGAUCCGGGCGCGUGUCAGCGUGCUGGGGAUGGCGGUGCGGAUUAUCGGUGCGAGUGUCCGGAUGGGUACGUCCCGAGUGACCACGCCUGUCACGAUCGGGACGAGUGUCAGCUGGGUCGGCACCGCUGUAGCCACGAGUGUCACAACACACCCGGUUCGUACCGGUGCGGUUGCCCGGCCGGGUUGACACUGUCGAGCGACGGCAAGACGUGCGACGAUGUGGACGAAUGCGGACGUGAAACGAACGAACUCGAAGGGGUGUGCGGUGAGCUGGAGUGCCGGAAUACGUACGGCAGCUACAAGUGCGUCUGUCCGGAGGGUCGCGAGCUCGAUGAGUACGGUAUCUGCCGGCAGAUGGACCUUUGCCGGAAGGACAACGGAGGUUGCUCGCACAUCUGCACGUUCUACAAUCGCGAGACGUACUGCGACUGUCCGGACGAGCUGGAGCUGGCCGAGGACGGCAGGACCUGCGAAGCGGCCAAUGAGUGCGGGGUGAACAAUGGCGGGUGUUCCCAUACCUGUGAUCCAGCGGUCGAGCCGCGGUGCCAGUGUCCGGCCGGUAUGCAGCUGGCCGGUGAUGGGCGGACGUGUGAGGACGUGAAUGAGUGCCGCACCGGCAACGGAGGGUGUGAGCAGAGUUGCCUCAACUUCGAGGGCGGCUUCCGGUGCGCCUGUUUCGAUGGGUACGAGCUGGAACCGGGCGGCCGGCGUUGCAUCGAUCGGGACGAGUGUUCCAGCGUUCCUCGCGGUUGCGAUCACAACUGUCACAACACGCCCGGAUCGUUCCGCUGUACCUGUCACGCCGGCUACCGGUUGGCGGAGAACCGGCGGGGGUGUGUGGACGUGAACGAGUGCGAGGAUCGCAACGGAAACUGUUCGCAUGUCUGCAUUAACCUGCUCGGCGGUCACCAGUGUUCCUGUCCGACGGGGUUGUUCCUGCAGGCGGACGAUCGGACGUGUGACUUUGUGGACGAGUGUGAGCUCAACAAUAGCGGCUGCUCACACACCUGUCACUACGCGAACGGGGUCGUAAGCUGCUCCUGUCCGGCGGGCUUCCAGCUGGAUUCGAUGCACCGCAAGACGUGCGUCGAUGUGGACGAGUGCUCGGUGGCGAACGGGGGCUGCUCUCACGAUUGCCACAACACACCGGGGAGCUUCUGGUGCGCGUGUCCGGCGCGCCAUGAGCUGAGGCCCGAUCGGCUGCGGUGCCAGGACGUGGAUGAGUGUAUAGUGGACAAUGGGAACUGUUCGAACAUUUGCAUCAACGUGCCGGGAGGACACCGGUGUGCGUGCGAGAUCGGCUACGAGUUGGCGGCCGAUGGCCAGACCUGCGUCGAUGUGGACGAAUGCGGCGACGGAACACACGAUUGUUCGCAUGGGUGUGUGAACGUGGCGGGCGCGUAUGAGUGCGAGUGUCCGGCCGGCUUCCGAGUUGGCCGCAAUCGGUUGGCCUGUGAAGAUGUGGACGAGUGUACGGGGGAUCCCGCUCCGGACUGUGAGUAUCGGUGCGUCAACACGAUCGGCUCCUUCCGGUGCGCCUGUCCCGACGGGCAUCGGUUGGCGGCCGACAAUCGGACCUGCUCCGACGUGGAUGAGUGCAGCGAAGUGGAGGGCAGUGACGGGCGGCGUUGUACGCACGAGUGUGUGAACACGAUCGGAGGAUUCGAGUGCCGCUGCCCGCCCGGCCUGCGGCUCGACAUCGAUCAUCGAUCGUGCGUGGACAUUGACGAGUGUCGGAUCAACAGCUUCAACGGAGGCUGCUCGCACGAGUGCGAGAACACCGACGGAAGCUUCCGGUGCCGGUGCCCAGCCGGGAUGGUGUUGGGUGAGGAUCAAGCGACGUGCGAGGACAUCGACGAGUGUGCCGUGCUGAACGGAGGCUGCAGCCAACUGUGUAUUAACCGCGACGGCGGCUUCCGGUGUGGUUGCCACCCCGGCUACAGUCUGAUGGAGGUGGACAACAAAACCUGCGAGGUGUCCAAUCCUUGUGCGCUGCGUAACGGAGGAUGCCAGCAUUACUGUAGCCUGAAAGCCGGCCAACCGGUGUGCUCCUGUCGCGAGGGCUACAUGCUGAAUCGGACCGACCUGGCGAGCUGUGUCGAUCACAACGAGUGCCUCCUGGCGACCGACCACAACUGUCAGCAGCGUUGCGUAAACCUGGACGGCUCGUAUCGUUGCGAUUGUUAUGCGGGCUACGAGAAGAACGCGUUGGGGCAGUGCGCCGACAUCAACGAAUGUUUGGAGGACAACGGGGGUUGUGGGGCACGCGGACAGUGCGUCAACACGGCCGGUGGCAGCCGCUGUACCUGUCCGGUCGGGUUCAAGCUGGCGCACGAUCGGAAGAGCUGUGUCGAGCUGCAGGAUCACUGUCGUCCGUUGGAAGCGCCACGAAAUGCGGACAUCCGGUGUACCCGGUCGCGCCACAAGACGCAACUGUUUUACCGUUCGAAGUGCACCGUCACCUGCCGGAAGGGCUUUAAACUGCAUGGACCCGCCCUGCGCCACUGCAACGGAACGGGCGAGUGGGACGAAGGUGAAUCGAUCUGUGUGCCACUGGCCUGUCCUCGGUUGAGCCGACCGGCGAACGGGGUGAUACUUCCGGUCGCUUGCACCGCCGGUAAAAUCUUCUCCAACGAACGGUGCGUGCUGCACUGCAAACCCGGAUUCAAGCCGCUCGCCCGCCGGACCGCGGUUUGUAACCUAACACAGGCCUGGGUCCCGAGCGAUAACCUCCAGUGUGUGCCGUUGGCCCUGCCAAGUGCGUCCCCAGCGCCGGCGCCGGUCAGCGUGAAACCCUUCAUCCAAUGUCCACCCGACAUUCACGAGGUACUGCCACUUGGCCAACACACGAUGGCGGUGCGUAUCGAGCGCCCAAAAACGAACGUAGACUGGCACCGGGACGUGGACGCCCAUCCCGGGUGGGGCAAGCAGCUGCAGACCGAGCUGCCGGCCGGCGAGACGAUCGUGACGUUCCGGGCGCGCAGCCCGUCCUCAAACGUGAAUGACGUGUGCCGGGUGGUGAUCAAAGUUAGAGAACGCAAACCACCGACCGUGAUGCAGUGUCCGGAGUCGUUCGAGGUGCAACUGGAGCGCAACGAGCCGGCGCGUUCGGUGUUUUGGGCCGAACCAAAGUUUGAGUCCGCGUCCGAGAUCAAGCAGCUGUACAAGUCCAACACACCCGGCCAACCACUUCCGGUGGGUGUCCACUACAUCAACUACAUUGCGACCGAUGCGGACGGGCUGAGUGCGAACUGCAACUUCCGGGUCGUGGUCAAAGCUGCUCCGUUGGAGCACGAAAUGGAACCAAGACGAACCGCGGCGCCGAAGCCGGCCGAAUUGAGCCGCCUGGAGAACCACGAGUCGUUCCUUAUCUGCCCCGGCAAGGCUCCGGUGCGCCUGGAUGCCAACUAUCCCGUAAGUAGACUGCACUUUGUUUUCCACUUCAUAUGGCACGGGAUGGCAUCCGGUGCUGUUCCGGGUCGGCCGGGCCGCACCGCUCAGGCGGCUACGACACUGAGGGCCACCAGCACACAUGCACGCACACGAUUACAACAUUCAUCCCAUCCCAACCAACACCAACGCGAGCAGGGAAAACAAUUUCCGCAACACCCGGCACAGUAUCAUCAGUCGCUUAAUUAUCAUCAUCAUCAUUAUCGUCACGAACAUCAUCAUUACCGCAAUCACAACCACACUCGCGGAGCGUCCACCGCACGGCCCACC